Macaca mulatta (Rhesus monkey) is the source of this 1645-nucleotide messenger RNA. It is a transcript of the gene ZC3HAV1L, whose product is annotated as zinc finger CCCH-type containing, antiviral 1 like. NCBI's taxonomy places the organism in Eukaryota, Metazoa, Chordata, Mammalia, Primates, Cercopithecidae. The record is from RefSeq and is a predicted model, not a curated record.
UGUGGCUAGUGGCCACCUCCCCAGAAGCAGCCCGGCCACUCACCACCUACCACUUUUUACCUAUUUCACCUUCUCCGAAGGCCUCCCUAGCACUACCAGUUGUUGUCUUACUUCUUGGCGAGUCCCUUGUGACUCCCACUAUACAAGCUCCUCAAGGCUAGGCCUCGCCCUGAACGGCGCCCGGGCACAGCAGACGCUCCAUCAACGCUGUCCCCGCCAGACUCCGCGUCCAGGGGAUCGGCAGGCCCCGUACUCUGUUUCCACGCGCCGGGGCCGCCCCUCGCCCGGCCUCCCGCAGGCCCACCCCUCGCCAGGCCCAGGCCCAUCCCCGGAAUGUUCGCUGGAAAUCGUGGACGUGACUGGGAGGAGCCUGCCCGCCCCGGCUCUCUCUCGGCGCCGCGCGCACAGGGUCCGCGCCAGCGACCAUGGCGGAGCCCACGGUGUGCUCCUUCCUCACCAAGGUGCUGUGCGCCCACGGCGGCCGCAUGUUCCUGCGGGACCUGCGCGGCCACGUGGAGCUGUCGGAGGCCAGGCUCCGGGACGUGCUGCAGCGCGCCGGGCCCGAGCGUUUCCUGCUGCAGGAGGUGGAGACCCAGGAGGGCCUCGGGGACGCGGAGGCCGAGGCGGCGGCCGGCGCGGUGGGCGGUGGCGGCACCUCCGCCUGGAGGGUUGUGGCCGUGUCCUCUGUGCGCCUCUGCGCCCGCUACCAGCGCGGCGAGUGCCAGGCCUGCGACCAGCUGCACUUCUGCCGCCGGCACAUGCUGGGCAAGUGCCCCAACCGGGACUGCUGGUCUACCUGUACCCUUUCCCAUGAUAUCCACACACCUGUCAACAUGCAGGUGCUGAAAAACCAUGGACUUUUUGGUCUCAAUGAAGCCCAGCUUCGGAUCCUGCUUUUGCAGAAUGACCCUUGUCUUUUACCAGAGGUCUGUUUGCUCUACAACAAAGGGGAAGCCCUCUAUGGCUACUGCAACCUGAAGGAUAAAUGCAACAAGUUUCACGUGUGCAAAUCCUUUGUCAAGGGAGAGUGCAAACUCCAGACCUGCAAACGGUCCCAUCAGCUUAUCCAUGCUGCAUCCUUGAAGCUGCUGCAGGACCAAGGACUGAAUAUUCCAAGUGUUGUUAAUUUUCAGAUAAUCUCCACCUACAAGCAUAUGAAGCUGCACAAGAUGCUUGAAAAUACAGAUAAUUCAUCGCCUUCUACUGAGCAUUCACAAGGCCUUGAGAAGCAAGGAGUGCACGCGGCUGGAGCCGCAGAAGCCGGUCCUCUGGCUUCUGUCCCUGCUCAGUCGGCUAAGAAGCCCUGCCCAGGUAAACCUUAAAGGGGGUCAGUGAACUAAGAAGAAGCUUGUCCAGCUUGGAAGAUCUGAAAACAAGCCUUCUGUUUAGCUUUAAUUUGUAACCAUUCAUUCAUUUAAUGAUAGAUUUGUAAUGGUCAUAAUAACAUCUACCUCACAGUGUGUUGUGAGAAGUAAAGAAGAUGGAAAAGGAGAAAAUGUCCUUUUGGAAGAAUACAGUUGGGCAUGGGUGGUUGGGGAUGGGGUUGGAGUUUGAGCAGGCAAAGAGGCUAAAAUUGAGUGCAGAUGGGGCCAGGCCAGGGCAAGUGCUAAAGAUGGCAGCUUCUACCUGCAGCUCCUAGGUGCUU